AUGCAGUCAGCGGAUACCCGGUCCCCGGCACGGGCUUUCUCUGAGACUAUAACGCGGGGUGAUAUGACUGUUGAGACUUUCAAGGAGGUCAUGGACAAGAGAUGGAGAUACAGAGAGGAAAAUGAGGCUAUGGCUGAUGGUUAUGCUGCCUCGCAGGAUAGUGGUAUUGAGCGCCUUAUUUGGGCUUAG
Molecule: messenger RNA, 189 nt
Organism: Penicillium cosmopolitanum
Lineage: Eukaryota; Fungi; Ascomycota; Eurotiomycetes; Eurotiales; Aspergillaceae
Exons: 1
Coding region: 1-189 (62 amino acids)
Source: RefSeq, a predicted model, not a curated record